CGCAGUGCAAACUCCGAGCCCCAGUGAUUUCCUGGCCCACCCUCUUGGGUAAAUUGGACGGAGCUCGGCCGUUGGCCUCCCGGAUUCUGGCCGGGAAGAGUUCCGGGGAACUGUGUCCGGUGUUUGUGGGGGAGCUCCAGGACCUGCCUGGGGCUGCAGGAGCCGGUGCACCCGGAACUGGGGGGACCCCGGUCGCUUUCCAGUCCUGCUGGGGGCAGAGUGGCCAAAGACGUUCAACAUAUUUCUACUUGGCCUCGUCCUACAAAGCAUGUUAGUACAGUGGUAAAGAGAACAGAACCUGGAGCCAGAGAGAUAGCUCAGUGACUGCAUGCGCCGAGUCGAGAGCACCCCCUGAGCACUGUUAGGAGGACGCACCUCGCUCUGGCUGCAAUGGACCCGCUGCCAGGUGUCCCCUGGACCGUCGUCAUCCUCACGUGCCAGUACAAGGACAGCGUCCAGGUCUUCCAGAGAGAGCUGGAGGUGCGGCAGAAACGGGAGCAGAUCCCUGCCACAACGCUGGUGCUGGCCGUGGAGGACCCCGAAACCCGCGUGGGCAGUGGAGGCGCCACCCUCAACGCCCUGCUGGUGGCUGCUGAGCAUCUGAGUGCCCGGGCGGGCUUCACGGUGGUCACGUCAGAUGUCCUUCAUGCGGCCUGGAUUCUCAUCCUGCACACGGGCCGAGACUUCCUCUUUGAUGAGUGUGGCCGGGCCUUCACCUGCCUCCCUGUGGAGAAGCCCCAGGCUCCCGUGGAGGCCGUGGUCUGCAACCUGGACAGCCUGCUCGACAUCAUGAGCCACCGGCUGGGCCCAGGCUCCCCGCCGGGCGUGUGGGUCUGCAGCACCGACAUGCUGCUGACGGUACCUCCAAACCCAGGUAUCAGCUGGGACGGCUUCCAUGGAGCCAGAGUCAUUGCUCUUCCUGGCAGCCCAGCCUACGCCCAGGACCACGGGGUCUAUCUCACCGAUCCCCAGGGCUUCGUUUUGAACAUUUACUACCAGGGCUCUGAGGCAGAGAUCCAAAGCUGUGCCCAGCCCGACGGGCAGGUGCCACUGGUCUCGGGCAUCGCCUUCUUCUCCGUGGAGACGGCCGAGCGCCUCCUGGCCACCCACGUGAGCCCGCCCCUGGACGGCUGCACCUACAUGGGCUUGGAUUCCGGAGCCCGGCCGGUCCAGCUGUCUCUCUUCUUCGACAUUCUGCUCUGCAUGGCCCGGGAUGUGAGCCUGCAGGACUUCCUGCUCAGGCAGCCCCAGGAGACGGGCAGCGGGGACCCCGGCACCCAGAGCACUCUUCGGGCCGCCCGGACCUUGCUGUGGAAAGAGCUCCGAGACCAGCCCCUCACCAUGGCCUAUCUCCCCACCGGCUCCUACCGCUACCUGACAAACUCAGCCAGUGACUUCCUGCUCAGCCUCAUGUUCCUGGGGGUCCCCGCCCAGGUGGUGCACUCGCAGGUGGAGGAGCCGCAGCUCCUGGGGGCCGGGAGUUCCGUGCUCAGCUGCCUGCUGGAGGGCCCUGUCCGCCUGGGUCCUGGGAGCGUCCUGCGGCACUGCCACCUGCGGGGUCCCCUUCACAUCGGCCCCGGCUGCCUCGCCAGCGGCCUGGACGCGGCCCAGUCGGAGGCCUUGCAAGGCUGGGAGCUGCGGGACCUGGUUCUGCGGGGCCACUAUGUGCGGCUGCAGGACACCCCCAGCCAGAUCUUCACCCUCAUGGGCCGUCUGGACAGUGGGGAGAGACGCCCAGGCACCUACCUCAACAUGGCCUGGAGUGAGUUCUUCCGGAAGACUGGUGUUCGAGAGCAGGACCUGUGGGACCCCAGCGUGCCGCCCGCAGAGCGUUCCCUCCUCAGCGCCCGCCUCUUCCCGGUGCAUCACUCCUCCAAGGCCCUGGGACCCCGAGACAUGCUGUGGAUGCUGGAACCCCCGGAUGAUGGGGGCGAGGCCCUGCAGACCUGGAGGGUCUCCCAGCGCCUGUCCUGGGAGCAGCUGCAGGCGUGCCUGGACCGCACGGCCACGCUGGCCUCCCGCCGGGCCCUGUUCUUCCGCCAGGCCCUGCAGAAGGCCCGGCACAUGCUGGAGGCGCAGCAGGACCGCAGCCUGCGCCCGCUGAUCAGGGCCGCCGUGGGCGAGGGCUGCCCUGGGCCCCUGCUGGCCAUGCUGGACCAGGUUGCAGCGGGUGUGGGGGACGCUGGCGUGGCGGCCCGGGCGCUGGCCUGUGUUGCCGACGUUCUGGGCUGCAUGGCGGAGGGCCACGGCGGCUUACGAAGCGGGCCGGCUGCCAACCCCGAGUGGCUGCAGCCCUUCUGGACGCUGGAGCGCGGAGACCUGGCGGCGGGCGUGGCGGCGCUGGCCCGGGAGCGCGACAAGUGGCUGAGCAGGCCAGCCCUGCUAGUGCGAGCCGCCCGCCACUACGAGGGGGCCGGGCAGAUCCUGAUCCGCCAGGCGGUGAUGUCGGCCCAGCGCUUUGUGUCCACGGAGCCCGUGGAGAUGCCGGCAUCCGGGCAGUGGGUGGUGGCAGAGUGCCCGGCGCGCGUGGAUUUCUCUGGGGGCUGGAGCGACACGCCGCCCCUGGCCUACGAGCUGGGGGGUGCCGUGCUGGGCCUGGCUGUGCGGGUGGACGGACGCCGGCCCAUAGGGGCCCGGGCCCGGCGCAUCCCAGAGCCCGAACUGCGGCUGGCGGUGGGGCCUCGGCGGGACGAGAUGACCUUGCGGAUCGUCUGCCGGAGCCUGGAGGACCUGCGGGAUCACUGCCAGCCGCACGCUCCAGGGGCCCUGCUGAAGGCGGCCUUCGUGUGCGCGGGGAUCGUGCACCCGAGCUCUGGGCUCCCGCUGAGUGACCAGCUGCUGCGCGCCUUCGGGGGUGGCUUCGAGCUGCACACCUGGUCCGAGCUGCCCCACGGCUCUGGCCUUGGCACCAGCAGCAUCCUGGCGGGUGCGGCCCUGGCGGCCGUGCAGCGGGCAGCAGGUCGAGCUGUGGGCGCCGAGGCCCUGGUCCACGCGGUACUGCACCUGGAGCAGGUGCUCACCACAGGAGGUGGCUGGCAGGACCAAGUGGGUGGCCUGAUGCCCGGCAUCAAGGUGGGCCGCUCCCGUGCCCGGCUGCCUCUGAAGGUGGAGGUGGAAGAGCUCGUGGUGCCCGAGGGCUUUGUCCAGACGCUCAACGACCACCUGCUCCUGGUGUACACCGGCAAGACCCGCCUGGCACGCAACCUGCUGCAGGAUGUGCUGAGGAGCUGGUAUGCCCGGCUGCCCGCCGUCGUCCAGAAUGCCCACAGCCUGGUGCAGCACACGGAGCGGUGUGCCGAGGCCUUCCGCCAAGGGAGCCUGCCACUGCUCGGCCAGUGCCUGGCCACAUACUGGGAGCAGAAGAAACUCAUGGCUCCAGGCUGCGAGCCGCGUGCUGUGCGGAGACUCAUGGAUGUCCUGGCGCCCCACGUGCACGGCCAGAGCCUGGCGGGGGCGGGUGGCGGGGGCUUCCUCUACCUGCUGACCAAGGAGCCACGGCAGAAGGACGCUCUAGAGGCCGUGCUGGCCAAGGCUGAGGGCCUGGGGAACUACAGCGUCCACCUGGUGGAAGUGGACACUCAGGGCCUGAGCCUGCAGCUGCCGGGGAGUGAGGCGUCACCCUGACAUGCCGUCCUGCACCGCGGGCCCCCUGGCCAGAGAUGCUGUGAUGCACCU
Sorex araneus (European shrew) is the source of this 3675-nucleotide messenger RNA. It is a transcript of the gene FCSK, whose product is annotated as fucose kinase. Lineage: Eukaryota; Metazoa; Chordata; Mammalia; Eulipotyphla; Soricidae. Gene Ontology annotation, molecular function: fucokinase activity; ATP binding. Gene Ontology annotation, biological process: GDP-L-fucose salvage. The record is from RefSeq and is a predicted model, not a curated record. Bases 391 to 3624 code for a protein of 1077 amino acids. The transcript has 25 exons.